Messenger RNA from Linnemannia hyalina, 3210 nucleotides. NCBI's taxonomy places the organism in Eukaryota, Fungi, Mortierellomycota, Mortierellomycetes, Mortierellales, Mortierellaceae. The record is from the annotation of a GenBank genome assembly.
AUGCAUUGGAUAUCUGGAUUCGAUAACACCUUUCAGAGCGCAGAUGACCUCUGGUUGCCCCAGACGACGCCUGAUGGACAGGUCUUUUAUUACAACCAACGCACACAGGAGUCGAGCUGGACUAUUCCCGAAGCAGAAGACCAUGCAAGCAUGGGAACUGCAGAUACUACUGGUCAAACAGGAUGGUCGGUGCGCGAGUCGACAUCGAACGGCAACGGAUGGUACAACUCAGAAGCUGAGGAUGAUGACCAGGAUCAGGAUCAGGACCAUGAGGACGGCGAGCGGGCACAAGAGGGUGGCCGUCUUUCCCGUGCCUCCAGCACCCACUCUUCUGCCAACAACAAGGCCUCCAAUGGCGAUGCUACCAGCACCACCGGCUCAUCGACUGACCCUGCUCAGACUUUGGCUACUGUUCGCAAGCCCUCAGGACUCACCACCGGUGCACCCCAAGAGUCUAUCGAGGGUCUCCCACCACUGCCCCUCCUGCCCAACCCUUUCGACCCCGAACCCACAUGGGACUCUCUCUCGGAUCACACUGCCGCAGCUGUUGAGAACCUUCUUUCAUCUGCCGAGAAGGGUUACAAGCCAUACUACCUCAUCCAGUCCUCUAUUGUGGUCGAGGCCAUCCGCGUCAUGCUCUAUGCCUCAGGAACCGUUGACAAGGAUGCUGUUAUCAUGCGCCAGCACCGUGGACUCAAGAUGCACCAUCGCCAGAUCAUGGCCGCCCUCUCCAAACUUGUCUUGUCUGCCAAGAUGGCUUCCGGAGUUUGGCCUGCUGCUGAUUCUGUCGACAAGUUGUCGGCCGAUGCCAAGGAGGUCAAGACUGCAGCCCAGAACUAUGUCACCACCGCCAUUGCUGCCGAGAUUACAGUCCACCAGGUCGAUGCCCGUCUUGUGACCGAUGUCAAGUCGCCCCUUCGUGCCAAGGUUGCUGCCCGUACCUUGGACAGAGCUCUUUCGAACGGUUCCCUCAGGAGCGAUCAUGGCUCUGUCGGUGGCGAUAGAAAGACUUUUGGAUCUCAACUGAGCACCCAAAGCAUCUUGAGCCAGCUCGACUACUAUUCCAAGAGCGCCUCCAAGGCCAUUAGUGUCUUGGAAAUGCAGAUUGAUAAGGCUAUCGAGAACCCUUCCCCUGCUCUCCGCCACAAUGGCGUCAAUGGAGGCUCUGCAGCCAACCCUGUCAUGAACUCAGCUCAGUCGGCUCAGUUGGUCACCCAGGCCCGUCAAACCAUUUCCCAGCUGGGCUCGCUUUUGACCCUCGUCACCGACUUUUACACCACUGCCCAGCAAGAUCACCCCUCUAUCCAAGAGAAAUACUUUGCGGAUGUCAGGACAGCCAAGCAGUCAUUGCACGGUAGCACAGCCUCCAUGGUGAUGGCUAUCCAGUCGGCAACGGAUUUGUUGGCAGUUGGACAGACUCUGGAUUUAGCACUCAACACUGUCUUGGCGACCGAUAAGGCUGCUCAGAGCCUUGUUUCGGCAGCCCGUGCGUUGAUUCAGGAGAAGGAAAUAGCUGAUGCCAGCGCUCCAGUGACUAGGACUCCCUAUGACCCCUAUGGUCGCAAGCCCUCCAUGGCCGCCGUUAUGGAUCGCACGACUGAGGAGAUUAUGUACAACCACGAUAACGACUCUGAUAUCGAGCCAGACUUGGCUCCUCGCAUGGCUCCCAAGCAGCCCCACAGCGCCAUUUCUUCUCAGCGCAACCGCUCCGAUUCUCAGCCCUCGAUUUUCUCCGCUCAUUCCAACCAGUCGGGACCAUUCACCCCAGGAACAGAGUACUCUGGACGUGGCACGCAGGCAGGAUUCCCCUUCCCCACCUCACCUGGUGAGGGCGGAUUCGGAGGCGUUGCCAACAGCGCUACCCCUGGACGGUACGAUAUGCGCGGAGAGAAGGUCAAGAAGAUGUUGGGAGACGAUGCUCCUGGACGUGGUGGUAGUCAAUACUGGUUCUUGAACUAUGAUUACCAGCAGGCCGACUUGGUCCUCAACGCCGAGGGACAAGUCAAGGGAGGUACUCUCCUUGCCUUGAUUGAGCGCUUGACUUUGCACGACGGUCUGGAUUCCAACUUUAUUGCGACCUUCUUGCUCACCUACCGGUCAUUCACCUCUACCAAGGAGCUGUUCACUUACUUGUUCCACCGAUUUACCAUUCAUCCCCCCAUGGGUCUUGACCCCGAGGAGCUGGAGAUCUGGACAGAGAAGAAGUUGACGCCCAUUCGCCUGCGCGUCUUCAACAUUAUCAAGUCGUGGCUGGAGACUUACUACCUCGAGGACGAGACGGACGAUCGGGAGGCAUUGUCAAUGAUCAAGGACUUUUCGGGAUCUACGGACAUGAAGGAUACGAUGUCCUUUGCGGCUGUUCAGUUGAUCAAGUUGGUUGAGAAACGUGAGCAGUCCGAGGGUGCCUUCCGCAAGAUGGUUCUCAACUUAACCACCCAGGCCCCUCAACCUAUCACCCCUCGCAAUCUCAAGAAGAUCAAGUUCUUGGAGCUGGACCCCCUCGAAUUUGCUCGCCAGUUGACCAUCAUGGAGGCUAACGCCUACAACAAGAUCAAACCUGUCGAGUGUCUUGCCAAGGCCUGGACGAGUGAGGAUCCCGAGAUUGCGGCCAAGGCUGUGAACAUCAAGAAGAUGAUCGAGACCAGCAACUUGUACUCUAACUGGAUCAACGAGCUGGUUCUCAGCGAGAAGGAGCUCAAGAAGCGUGUCCUCGUCAUCCGCCACCUCGUCAUGAUCGCCGAGAAAUUGCGCCAAUUGAACAACUUCAGUAUGUUGUCGGCUACGAUGGCUGCAUUGUCACAGUCCCCGAUCCAUCGUCUGAAGCGGACAUGGGAGCAAGUUCCUUCUCGCACAAUGACCGGAUUCAUGGAUCUCCAGGCUCUCAUGGGUGUCGCCAAGAACUGGGCCGAAUACCGUGAGGAACUCCACUCUGUCAACCCACCCUGUGUUCCCUUUGUGGGAAUGUACCUUACAGACUUGGUCAUGAUCCAGGACGGCAACGGCGAUUUCUUGAAGAAGUCGAGCCACUUGAUUAACUUUUACAAGCGGGUCAAGACUGCCGAGGUGAUUCGGGAGAUUCAGCAGUACCAAUCGGUCCCUUACUGUCUGACGAGCGUGCCUGAGAUCCAGAGCUUUAUUCGUCGUGGACAGGAUUGUACAAAGUCUGUGGCGGAUCUCUACGAGAUGAGUUUGCAAUUAGAGCCUCGGUAA